Molecule: messenger RNA, 2442 nt
Organism: Thalassophryne amazonica
Lineage: Eukaryota; Metazoa; Chordata; Actinopteri; Batrachoidiformes; Batrachoididae
Gene: arhgap22b
Product: rho GTPase-activating protein 22
Exons: 10
Coding region: 112-2346 (744 amino acids)
Biological process (GO): activation of GTPase activity; signal transduction
Cellular component (GO): focal adhesion
Molecular function (GO): GTPase activator activity
Source: RefSeq, a predicted model, not a curated record
AGAGAGGAGGGGAGUGGCAAGCAAAGAGGACAGUGAGAAGAAGACAAGGCAACAGGAGCAGGGCGUAGGGAGGUGUAAGAACAUGCCGAGAGGAGAGUGCACGGACGAGAGAUGACAGCCAUGCUGAGCCCAAAGAUCAGACAGACAAGGAGAGCUCGGUCCAAGAGUAUGGUAAUGGGCGACAUGUCAAGGGGCUCGUGCCGACCGGCCUCUCCUAACCUCCAAGAGGGGGCGCUGAAAGCUGGCUGGCUGAAGAAACAGCGCAGCAUUAUGAAGAACUGGCAGCUCCGCUGGUUUGUUCUGCGCUCAGAUCAGCUUUAUUUUUACAAAGAUGAAGAAGAAACCAAACCACAGGGCUGUAUACCUCUGAAGGGAUGCCAGGCCAAUGAGCUUGCCACCAACCCUGAUGAACCAGGAAGACACAUAUUUGAGAUCUCACCAGGUGGGACAGGUGAGAAAGACCGGGCACCCAUCAGCCAUGAGUCCAUUGUGCUCAUGGCCAACUCCCAGACAGAUAUGGAUGAAUGGGUCAAGGCCAUACGGCGUGUCAUCUGGGCGCCCUUUGGAGGAGGAAUAUUUGGCCAGCGUUUAGAAGACACUGUACAAUAUGAGAAGAAGUUUGGACCCAGGUUGGCGCCCCUGUUGGUGGAACAGUGUGUGGACUUCAUCAGAGAGAGAGGUCUGAAUGAGGAAGGUCUCUUUCGAAUGCCAGGGCAGGCCAAUCUGGUCAAAGAGCUGCAGCAGGCCUUCGACUGUGGUGACAAGCCUCAAUUUGACAGUAACACAGACAUCCACACAGUGGCAUCCUUGCUAAAGUUAUACCUGCGGGAGCUGCCUGAACCUGUCAUUCCCUUCUCCAAAUAUGAGGACUUUCUAACAUGUGCACAACUUUUGGCCAAAGAUGAAGAUGAGGGUAUCCAGGAACUUGGAAAGCAAGUCAGCACUCUACCUCUACCCAACUACAAUCUUCUCAAGUAUAUAUGCAAAUUCCUUGAUGAGGUCCAGUCCCACUGUCAUGAAAACAAGAUGAGUGUCCAGAACCUUGCCACAGUAUUUGGCCCAAACAUCCUUCGGCCCAAGAUGGAGGACCCUGUCACUAUCAUGGAAGGAACCUCUCUGGUACAGCACCUGAUGACAGUCCUCAUCAGAGAACACAAGCAUUUGUACUCAGGGAGAGACAUUGAGGGACCUACUGCACUCCAAACUCAGCUCACUCUCCAAAGCCAACACCUACACCUUCACAGCCUCAUAGCCUGGAUCUCUGAAGAGGACCUCCUGAGCUGCCCAGACUCUAACCUUGAUGAACUACACAGCAGUGCCUCAUCUCUGGAUGCCAAACUGUGUGCUGCUGACAUAUGCAGCCUGUCGCCAAACCCAACUACUGCACCAAGACUAGGGGCGUCAUCAGGGAAAGGUGACAUGGCAGUCAGCACAAGUAAGCAAGUCAAGACCAUGCCUUCAUGGAAAUACACAUUCAAAAGCUCCUCAGCACCUCGGGUACAGCCACAAGCGAAGCAAAGUAGUGGUGGCACAGUAACAGAUGCCACAGGUGGAUCUUCUGGUGGAGGAGGAAGUUUGGGUGGAGGUAAUUGGCUUAUGAACGGUUUAUCCUCCUUAAGAGGCCAUCGGCGCACAGCUUCAGGUGAGCGAUCCACCCGUGACCGUGACUCCACUGGUUCCUCUCAGAGACUGUCCACAUAUGACAAUGUCACAUCCUCCUCCAGCAUGGGAAGUGUACCAAGUGUGGUCAGCACGCAGUGGUCCAUCUCCUCUUAUGACAUCUCCAUCCCUGACUCUGGGGGCAGUGAUAAGUUUAGGAGCCAGAACUGUGGAGCCAGAGAGAUGGGGGAGUGUUUGGAGAUGCAGAGGGACCUUGAGAGAGGAAGGAAAGGGAGAAUGACAACAGACCAAAGUUCUGAGCAGGACAGCUGUGAUGCCAUGGAGCUGUGCAGCAGCAGUGCAGCCUGCAGUGAAAAUGGGAACACAGCCGUGACUGCAGGGUUGCUGGGCAUUAUCAUGUCAGAGGACGGAGAUGGAACAAAAGCAAUGCUGACCAAUCUGGUAGAAGGGCUGAAGGAUGAGUUGUGGAAACAGAAAACCUCUUAUGAGACCAGGAUCAAAAAACUUGAAGAGUCCAGCAUGGCUCUGUGCACCCAGUUGGAGCGUUUGGAACAAGAGAUGGAGCAGGAAAGGAAGAAGCAAUGCAUGCUGGAAAUCAAACUGCGAAACUCUGAACGAGCGCGGGAGGAUGCCGAGAACCGUAACCGGCUUUUAGAGGAAGAAAUGGAGGAUUUCUUUUCCACGUUGGGAGAUCUGGCACUUGACACAAGGACUAGUGACAUUUAACAGUUGUUGACAUCAGGGUUUUAUAUUUCAGGGUAGCUGCUUUUUUUAUAUCCAUUCUCCUUAGUGCAUUACAGCAUUCUGUUACAAGAAAAUGAA